AUGAUGGGACUUCUCCACGUGGUCCCCUCCCUGCUCCUCCUCUCCCUGCCAGGCCCCAGCUCUGGCUCCAAUGACAAUGGCACCGUGGUGCUCACCACCAGCGGCCCCAUCCGGGACAAGCACCUCUCGGCCGGCUCCAGCACAGUGACAGCCUUCCUGGGCAUCCCCUACGCCGAGCCCCCCAUGGGGGCCUUGCGCUUCCAGAAGCCACUUCCCCACCAGCCCUGGAGCCACGUCCUGGAGGCCACCGGCUUCGGCAACGCCUGCCACCAGCCUCCGCUUACUGGUUACCCUGAUGCCGAAAUUUUCUUCGUCAAUACGCCGCAGUCUGAGGACUGCCUCUUCCUCAACAUCUGGGUGCCCCAUCCACGGCCUCCCGUGCUGGCCCCCAUCCUCGUCUGGAUCCACGGCGGGGGGUUUUAUAUGGGUGCAACCUCUGUGGAGCUCCACAGUGGCCGCUUCUUAGCCGCCACUGAGAACGUGAUCGUGGCCUCCAUGAACUAUCAGCUGGGGGCACUGGGCUUCCUGUCUCUGCCCCCGGCCGCCCCGGGGAAUGCCGGCCUGUGGGACCAUCGCCUGGCGCUGCGCUGGCUGCGGGACAACGCAGCCGCCUUCGGUGGGGACCCGGCCCGUUUGAUGCUCUUUGGCCAGAGCGCUGGGGCUGUGGCGGUCGGCCUCCACCUCCUCUCCCCAGGGAGCCGGCCCCUCUUCACCCGCAUCACGAUGCAGAGCGGAGCCCCGACAGUACCAUGGGCUUGGAUUUCACCCAUGAAGGCCAAGGAGAGAGGCCGGAGGCUGGGCCAGCUGCUGGGCUGCACCGAUAGCGAUGACACGGCCCUGGUGGGCUGCCUGCAGGGGAAGGAACCCGGGGAGUUCCCCAAACACAAGUUCUCUGUUUUGCAGUACCCGGAUCUGUUGGGGAUAUCCUUUGCGCCAACACCAGAUGGGGAUUUCCUCCCUGAUACACCACCAAGGCUACUCCAGGCCCAGCAUGACCAGCCUAUAAUACCCAUCCUGACCGGCAUCACUGCCAACGAAGGCUCCUACUUGCUAAGUGGCAGUGUCCCCAGCGUCAAACUGGAGAACGCCAGCUCCAUCGGGUGGCAUGAGCUGCUGAAGCUGGUGAGGCUCAUAGCACCAGAGGCACCAGAAAAGGCCAUCCAGGCCAUGGCACAGCAGUACAGCCAGGAGGAGAAGCAGGGGGAGGCACAGUACCGAUGGGCCAUGGAACAAAUCAUUGGUGACUACGCCAUUGUGUGCCCGGUAGCCGAGGUGGCUGGGCGAGAGGCGGAGGCUGGCAAUCCCGUGUAUGCCUACGACUUCACCCACCGCAGCAGUGGCUUGUCUUCACCUGAGUGGACGGGGGUACCACACAGCUCUGAUCUGCUCUUCAUGUUUGAGACCCUUGCAUCCGUGAGAGGCACCAACUACACGCACACGGAGGCCGAGGCGGGGCUGAGCCGCAGGGUGAUGCGGUACUGGGCGGAAUUCGCCAGAAGCGGGAAUCCCAUAGGGGCAGGGAACAGCAGGGACCAGUGGCCUCGCUAUGACCCCAGGGAGCAGAACUUCUUCCGCAUCGGCAUGGAGCCGCCCCAGGGCAAGGGGCGAUCCCCUGCCCGGCACUGCAGGUUCUUGGCAUGGCUGACCAGAGCGCAGCAGAACGCCACAGGUGAGCAGCAGUGGGGUGAGAGGACAGCAACUCUAGAGGGGAAAGGCCGCAUGCCCCCCCACGAGCCAGCCAGUCCCCACUCCACACUGGACCUGGAUCAGAGCUAG
Trachemys scripta elegans is the source of this 1776-nucleotide messenger RNA. Its product is annotated as acetylcholinesterase-like. Gene Ontology annotation, biological process: choline metabolic process; acetylcholine catabolic process. The record is from RefSeq and is a predicted model, not a curated record. Lineage: Eukaryota; Metazoa; Chordata; Testudines; Emydidae. Gene Ontology annotation, cellular component: plasma membrane. Gene Ontology annotation, molecular function: acetylcholinesterase activity.